AUGGUGCAAGGACGGCAAAAGUAUCCUAUUCAGUUGCCUCCGAAAUCAAAAAGGACACUGUUGUCAACUGCAGAAUACGAUCCCUUACAAGCUUCUCUUUCCUUCAUUCAAAAUCUCUUCUACAAAGCUAUUAGCGUUCACGGACUUCCUAUGAAGGUCUACUCUAAAAUUCAACUCAGUCUCUCCCGUCGCUACUAUUGUUCCGCCAUUCGGAAGUCUCCGCAUCACCUGCUACCGCCAACUCAAAAAAUAUUUCAUGCCAUCCCUACGUUUGGAGUCCCUUUUUCCGCUACUGUUAGUUCCGCCACCUCGGAAAAUACUCGAUACCGCUCUCAUGUUUCUUUCAUCGCCACUAUUGUUCCGUCAGUUCGAAAUUCUCCGCAUGAACUGCUACCGCCAACUCAAAAGAUAUUUCACGCCAUCUCUAUGUUUGAAGUCCCUUUCGCCGCUACUGUCAGUUCCGCCUCCUCGGAUAAUACUCGAUACCGCUCUCAUGUUUCUUCCAUCGUCACUAUUGUUCCGUCAGUUCGAAAUUCUCCGUAUGACCUGCUACCGUCAACUCAAAAGAUAUUUCACGCCAUCCCUAUGUUUGAAGUCCCUUUCGCCGCUACUGUCAGUUCCGCCGCCGCUACUGUCAGUUCCGCCUCCUCGGAAAAUACUCGAUACCGCUCUCAUGUUGCUGCUGCUGCUGCUGUUCCGCCACCUGCUCCGCCAAUCAAUAUUAUUCAACGAUUCCGUCCUUUACAAACUCCAUGUACCUAUCUGUAG
Molecule: messenger RNA, 768 nt
Organism: Haemonchus placei
Lineage: Eukaryota; Metazoa; Nematoda; Chromadorea; Rhabditida; Trichostrongylidae
Source: the annotation of a GenBank genome assembly